GACUGUAGGUAUGCUAAAUACCUCUGGUUCCUUAUCCGGGAACUACCUCUUACUCUGCUAUUGGGCCAUUGGGUCACGUGGUAAAAGUAACUUUACAGGGCUGCUCGCAAGUAGGAGGGCUUUAUGGAGCAGAAAAACGACAAAGCUAGAAAAAUUAUUUUCCACUCCAGAAAUUAAUGAUCAUGAGCUCGUAUUUGAUGGAGUCUAACUACAUUGAUCCGAAAUUUCCUCCAUGCGAGGAAUAUUCGCAAAAUAACUACAUCCCUGAGCAUAGUCCAGAAUAUUACAGCCGCGCAAGGGAGACUGGCUUCCAGCAUCACCAUCAGGAGUUAUAUCCUCCGCGGGCGAGCUACCAAGAGCGCCAGUAUAACUGUGCAAGCAUCCCUGAACCUGUCACGCCAAGGGGACAUGGAGUACCCCAUUCUGCGCACCUGCUGACAGGAAAAGGGCAGCCUGCUUCAUGUGAAACCCCACAGUUGUCCAUGUCCCCCGCCACCCCACCGGCCGCAACCUCCGCCUGCAACCAAGCUACCCCGGAGCAUCCAAACAGCACAGCCUCCUCCAAGCAGCCCGUGGUGUACCCAUGGAUGAAGAAAAUUCACGUCAGCACUGUGAACUCGGGUUACAAUGGGACGGAGCCCAAGCGGUCUAGGACAGCAUACACCCGGCAGCAAGUCUUAGAAUUGGAGAAGGAAUUCCACUAUAACCGAUAUUUAACUCGGCGGAGGCGCAUCGAGAUCGCCCACACCCUGGUUCUCUCCGAGCGACAGAUUAAAAUCUGGUUUCAAAACCGCAGGAUGAAAUGGAAAAAGGAUCACAGGCUCCCGAACACCAAAGUGAGAUCCUCUUCCUCCUCCUCCGGGUCCAACACAAGCUCAGCAGCCGGCGCUGUUGCCGCUGCCUCGGCCACUAACACUGGGGCCCCCGACGAACUCACCGGAGCACAGCAUGGCGAGGAUAUUACCAGGUUAUAAAACCACGAGCCAGCACCGGGGGUAGAAAAAGAACUGGUUAUUUAUAGA
Centropristis striata (black sea bass) is the source of this 1022-nucleotide messenger RNA. RefSeq names its product homeobox C4a (gene hoxc4a). The record is from RefSeq and is a predicted model, not a curated record. Gene Ontology annotation, biological process: embryonic skeletal system morphogenesis; regulation of transcription by RNA polymerase II; anterior/posterior pattern specification. Bases 177 to 974 code for a protein of 265 amino acids. Gene Ontology annotation, molecular function: RNA polymerase II cis-regulatory region sequence-specific DNA binding; DNA-binding transcription factor activity, RNA polymerase II-specific. The transcript has 2 exons. Lineage: Eukaryota; Metazoa; Chordata; Actinopteri; Perciformes; Serranidae. Gene Ontology annotation, cellular component: nucleus.